GUGUUUUCUUUAUAAAAACAGCGCAACACCUGAAUUAGCCAACAUCGAUUGGGACAACCUUGGCUUUAGCAUUACGCCUACUGAUUAUAUGUAUAUCAUGAAAUGUUCUCGAGAUGAAAACUUUUCUAAGGGUGAGCUACAACGUUUUGGGAACAUUGAGUUGAGCCCAUCUGCUGGGAUAUUAAAUUAUGGACAGGGACUGUUUGAAGGUUUAAAAGCCUAUAAAAGACAUGAUGGUAAUAUAUUGCUGUUUCGACCCGAAGAAAAUGCUCUGCGCAUGAAGAUGGGAGCAGAACGUAUAUGCAUGCCUUCACCAUCUGUUGAACAAUUUGUGGAAGCAGUAAAAGCCACUGUUUUAGCAAAUGAAAGAUGGAUUCCUCCUCCAGGUAAAGGUUCAUUAUAUAUAAGACCACUGCUUAUGGGGAGUGGAGCUGUUCUUGGUGUUGCUCCAGCUCCUGAGUACACAUUUCUGAUUUAUGUAUCACCUGUGGGAAACAAUUUUAAGGAAGGUAUGGCACCAAUAAAUUUAGUAAUUGAGACAGAAAUGCACCGUGCAACUCCUGGCGGAACUGGAGGAGUCAAGACUAUAGGAAAUUAUGCUGCAGUAAGCUAGGUUUAUGGAAAUUUAGCUUAUUUCAGAUUUCUCUUUAUGUAACACAAAGUUUAUCAUGCUGAAAGCCUUAAUUGGAGCCUGAGUUAGUUCCAUUUUCUUCUUGGGGAUUGAAAAUGAUAAUUCAUGAGGUCCCACUUAGCAUGCUUUAUCCUUUUUGACACCAUCCUCAGCCUUUGUUCUUCCUUGAAUAUGAUAAAGU
Messenger RNA from Nicotiana tabacum (common tobacco), 812 nucleotides. The record is from RefSeq and is a predicted model, not a curated record. NCBI's taxonomy places the organism in Eukaryota, Viridiplantae, Streptophyta, Magnoliopsida, Solanales, Solanaceae.